AGUGGGAGCACCAGACCUCGUGCUCGGAGUGUCGCUGAGAACUGUUCUAAGAAAAUGGCAGACAAGCCUGACAUGGGGGAAAUCACCAGCUUCAAUAAGGCCAAGCUGAAGAAAACCGAGAUGCAGGAGAAGAACACCUUGCUGACCAAAGAGACCAUUGAACAAGAAAAGCAGAAUGAAAUUUCCUAAGAACCUAUAGGGUCUGCCACCCCUUUCCCCUCACCACC
Molecule: messenger RNA, 227 nt
Organism: Dipodomys spectabilis (banner-tailed kangaroo rat)
Lineage: Eukaryota; Metazoa; Chordata; Mammalia; Rodentia; Heteromyidae
Product: thymosin beta-10-like
Exons: 1
Coding region: 55-189 (44 amino acids)
Biological process (GO): actin filament organization; regulation of cell migration
Cellular component (GO): cytoplasm
Molecular function (GO): actin monomer binding
Source: RefSeq, a predicted model, not a curated record